UGUGAAAGAUCCCCACUAUAAUAAAAGAACACAAACUUGUACCUUUUUGUUUCACCUUCUAAACCCAAGUACAAACUCAACUCAUCUCUUCUUCUUUCCCUCCAAAUCCAAUCCAACAAACAAACAAACCAGAAUUGUUUUUCCUCAACAAAUCAUCCAUGUUCCUACAUCCAUUCAUUUCACUUGCUUCAUCAAUCUAAUUCCAGACAAAGAGUGAAGAAAGAUGAACGGGUCAGCUCACAAGAGAACAACAACAGGUUUACCAACCACCACCGCCAGAGGUGGCCGCCGCGGCCGUCAGAUCCAAAAAACCUUCAACAACGUCAAGAUCACCAUCCUCUGCGGCUUCGUCACCAUUCUCGUCCUACGUGGCACCAUCGGCGUCAACCUCAGCUCCUCCGACGCCGACGCCGUCAACCAGAACGUCAUCGAAGAAACCAACCGCAUCCUCGCCGAGAUCCGAUCCGACGCUGACCCUUCCGAUCCCGACGACGCCGCCGCCGCCGAAACGUUCUUCAGCCCCAACGCCACCUUCACCCUCGGCCCCAAAAUUACCGGUUGGGACCUUCAGCGCAAGGCGUGGCUCGAUCAGAAUCCUGAGUACCCAAAUUUUGUUAGAGGUAAAGCUCGAAUCUUACUCCUCACUGGGUCACCACCGAAGCCCUGUGAUAAUCCAAUUGGUGACCAUUACUUGUUGAAGUCCAUUAAGAACAAGAUUGAUUACUGUAGAUUACAUGGGAUUGAAAUUGUGUAUAAUUUGGCUCAUCUUGAUGUUGAGCUUGCUGGGUAUUGGGCUAAAUUGCCUAUGAUUAGGAGGUUGAUGCUGUCACACCCUGAGGUGGAGUGGAUUUGGUGGAUGGAUAGUGAUGCUUUUUUCACUGACAUGGUGUUUGAGCUUCCUUUGUCUAAGUAUGAUGACUAUAACUUGGUGCUUCAUGGGUACCCUGAUUUGUUGUUUGAGCAGAAGUCUUGGAUUGCUGUCAAUACUGGGAGCUUUCUUUUCAGGAAUUGCCAGUGGUCUUUGGAUUUGCUUGAUGCUUGGGCUCCAAUGGGUCCUAAAGGGCCGGUUCGUGAGGAGGCCGGGAAGGUCCUCACUGCGAAUCUCAAGGGGAGGCCGGCUUUCGAGGCGGAUGAUCAGUCUGCAUUGAUAUAUCUGUUGCUGUCCAAGAAGGAUAAGUGGAUGGAUAAGACGUUUCUUGAGAAUUCGUUCUAUUUGCACGGGUACUGGGCCGGGUUGGUCGAUCGGUACGAGGAGAUGAUCGAGAAGUAUCAUCCGGGGCUAGGGGACGAGAGGUGGCCGUUUGUGACACAUUUUGUGGGGUGCAAGCCCUGUGGGAGCUACGGAGAUUACCCUGUUGAGAAGUGCCUCAGUAGCAUGGAGAGGGCUUUCAAUUUUGCUGAUAAUCAGGUGCUCAAGCUCUACGGGUUCAGGCAUCGCGGUCUGUUAAGCCCUAAGAUCAAGAGAAUCAGAAAUGAGACAGUUACUCCUUUGGAGUUUGUAGACCAGUUUGAUAUUCGAAGGCAUUCUUCAGAAAGCAGAGGAUCAAAAAGCUAGUGAGAAAAAAAACUAGUUUAAUUGGCGAUAUCAUAUAUUGUAUUUAAUUAGAAGUUGAAUUUGAUUUAGUGACAGUUCACAUUGUAACUUUUGCUUCUUCUGUUAUCUUAGCACUUCCUUGAGAAUGUUAGGAUAGAAUUCUUUCAUUAGUUGUCUUCUUUCUGCCAUGUUUGAUUGAGCAAUCAGCAAACAAUUUUUUACAUGAACUUAAAUAUAGUUUCAUUCAUUUCCUCUUGAA
Lotus japonicus is the source of this 1793-nucleotide messenger RNA. RefSeq names its product probable xyloglucan 6-xylosyltransferase 5. Gene Ontology annotation, molecular function: hexosyltransferase activity. The record is from RefSeq and is a predicted model, not a curated record. Gene Ontology annotation, cellular component: endosome; trans-Golgi network; membrane. Bases 224 to 1555 code for a protein of 443 amino acids. NCBI's taxonomy places the organism in Eukaryota, Viridiplantae, Streptophyta, Magnoliopsida, Fabales, Fabaceae. Gene Ontology annotation, biological process: xyloglucan biosynthetic process. The transcript has a single exon.